ACUAAUGCCGUCUUAGCUCAUGAGACAUUCAUCAGUGGAGAGAUGUCCACUUGGUCCGGCCAAUCCGAUUAAUGCAAGAGAUAAUUACGUGCAAAUACGUUACCAGGAACCUAGGGGUGUGGUUCUGAAAACGUUGGAUUACCAGGAUUUGUUUUGUAUUUGUUCUUUGAAGUCGGUUCCGGAUGUUUUCGGUUGUAUCAAAUUUCUGUUUGCGAAUGAGCGUAAUUACGUCUACGAAUGAUUUGAAGUCUGCUUAUCGUUCAUACAGGAUGUGAUAGAUUGUAUCCGAUUUCUUAGUGAACGAGGCUGAUUACUAACGAAUAAUCUCAGGCAACUCCCAUAAUCAAAGUGCGUAAUCCUUUCUGUGAAAGAUUGCGUAUUUUUUUAGGUCUUUUUUGUGUUUUGUAUUGUGAAAAAUCAGCUAGUUCGGAAUUGUACGACUGGCAGUCUGAGGACUCACAUGAUAUGGAGAGCUGAUGAGGCGUAGAUUCAAGGAGUGGUCAGUGACUGUAGCAGCAUGUCUAGUGGCCCCAGUGUCCAGCUGACGCUUGUGUCGUGCCUCCUGGCCCUUGCCUGGUCAUUUCCGAUGUCAAUGGGGUUUCUGUUGAAGUAUUGCUCAAAGAAGGUGACAUUGUUGUGGAAACGCGACGCAGUAUGGAGUUUCUUUACUAUAAGACGUGGUAUAACCGGACAGUGCCAUACGAGUUUGCUCCAGACUUCAGUUUAGACGGCGUACGUAGAGUGAAAUCAGCUAUGUUCGACAUACAAAACAGCACCUGUAUACGGUUCAAGCGAAGGGAGAAAGAAGUGGACUAUAUCCGUUUUGUUCAGCAUAAACAAGGUUGCUACAGCUCAGUAGGUUUGAAAGGUGGUUUGCAGGAGGUGUCCUUGGGCGACGGCUGCCUGCGACACGGCACGAUCAUCCACGAAAUUCUGCACUUGUUGGGUCUAUGGCAUGAGCACAGCCGCAUAGACAGAAAUGAGUACAUAACGGUCAUGUGGGACAAUAUUCCCAAAGAACACAGAGAGAACUUUGAAAUUCGAAACCGGGUCCACAGCCAUGAGAUUUUCCUUUCCAUGCCUUACGACUAUGGAUCUGUGAUGCACUAUUCUAACAACACGUUCGCUUUAGACAGACAUAAACCAACUCUGGUGUCCAGACAGAAACUGCCACCAGGUGUUGUGAUGGGCCAGCGUGUUGGUUUGUCUCCUGGAGAUAUCGACAAGCUCAACGCCUUGUAUAGGUGUGACAUCACCAACUGCAGCUCCCCCCAACCACUGAAAAACGGACAAAUAGAUGGAAGAGACUUCUCUGUUGGGGCUCGAGUCCUCUACCGAUGUGACAGCGGCUACACCCUGGUCGGGGCGUCCGAGAGAGUGUGUCGGGACCUGGGGCAGUGGACGGGGGACUCACCGGCCUGCCUCGGCACAAGGAACACCGGCGCUGUGCACUACUGUAACUUUGACCGAAGGCUAGGCCGACUUUGUGGCUGGACUCAGGCCACGGAUGACAACCUGGACUGGACAGCCAAUGCUGGGUCCACCUUGACUGAGGACACAGGACCACCCGCAGACCACACGCUCAACACACGCAAUGGAGGUUAUAUGUAUGUUGAAGCGUCCUUCCAGAAACCUGAUUUGAAGGCUCGUCUGAUUUCCCCUGUGCUGGAUUUCCCAAGUGCCGACAGAGUCUGUUUAGCGUUUUUCACCUACAUGUACGGCAGCGGCAUGGGCGGCUUGACUGUAUACAAUACCAUGUUGGAUGUGAGUGGAGUGAAGCCGGAGGACCAGGUCUUCUCUCUAGAGGGGGAUCAGGGUCAGGUGUGGAGGCAAGUGUUGCUGGAUCUGGGGAACGUGUCACAACCUUUCCAUGUGACGAUCGAGGCAAGACUUGGUCCCAAAUAUUUGAGCGAUAUCGCUAUUGAUGACGUAGUGGUUGGCGACUGUUCGACAUUCAAGCCUCUCGCACUUUCAGGCGGCCUCAUGGACUCCAUAGCCUGUUCAUUCGACCAUGGUCUCUGCCAGUUCCAACAGGACAAACUGGACGACCUGGACUGGGUGUUCAAUACUGGCAAGACGAGCACGUUCAACACAGGGCCAGACUGCGACCCUCACAAUUGUAGAACAGAUCUGGUUCGAAGGCACAAAGGGACUUGGGUACCGCAGUGACAUGGCUAUUGACAGCAUCAGCAUCAUACCAGGCCGAUGUUCAGGCGCCCUCAGGUUUAACUGUGACUUUGAGCAGGACAUGUGUGGCUGGACGAACGCAACCCGGCCUGCAGACACCUGGGACUGGAGGCGUCACUCUGCGGAGACAGGAACCCCCCUCACAGGACCGAGUGGGGACAGGCUCCGCCCAAACGGUUACUAUCUGUACGCGGAGUCCUCCCGCACGUUCAACGGGGACACCGCCCGCCUCAUCUCCCCCACCGUGAGCAGCUCCCACCAAGGCAACUGCUUUCAGUUCUGGUACCACAUGUACGGCCGGACAAUGGGCAACCUAACUGUGUCUUACCAGUCGGGUAACGGCCAGGAAAUGGAACUGUGGUCAGUGGCAGGAAAUCAAGGCAAUGUAUGGCAUCAUCAAUCUAUCAACAUCACUGACGUAAACCAGAUAGGGUUUAAUAACAAACACCCACAAACACUGACACACAUGCGCAUACAUAAAACUGACAUGUAUAUUUAUAGACACAUGCGCGCGCGCGCACACACACACACACACACACACACACACACACACACACACGCCCACACACACAUA
This is a messenger RNA of Aplysia californica (California sea hare), 2761 nucleotides long. Its product is annotated as MAM and LDL-receptor class A domain-containing protein 1. The record is from RefSeq and is a predicted model, not a curated record. Gene Ontology annotation, molecular function: metalloendopeptidase activity; zinc ion binding. Gene Ontology annotation, biological process: proteolysis. Lineage: Eukaryota; Metazoa; Mollusca; Gastropoda; Aplysiida; Aplysiidae. Gene Ontology annotation, cellular component: membrane.